AUGUUCGAACCGACCAGGAUUAUUGUGAGUUUUUUUGGGAAAAAAUGGUUUCCGCGGGCACUGGGAAUCGAUCCCCCGACGUUUUGCUCAAUAGAAAUUUGUAAAAUCAUGGAAAAUUGGAUAUAAAAAAUAUUCAAAUUUUUUAGUUGCGCGCGCACAAAUUCGAUUUUCUUUUCCGCUUUUGACAAAUUUUCUCACGGUAUUUUAAAAGAAUUUUUGAUGAAGUUCUUCUUUUUCUUUACUUUUUGUUUGGAAGAAGAGGAUUUUUCGUAUUUAAAAUUUGGGAAAAAUAUUGGGUGAAAGGUCGGGGGAUCGAUUCCCAGUGCCUGCGGGGUUUUUUUUAUGAGUCAGAAGGUCAGGGGAUCGAUUCCUAGUGCCUGAAAAUGUUUUUUUUCAACAUUUUUCUGAUCAGAAGGUCCAGGGUUCGAGCCCCGCCGCCUGCAAAUAAUUUCAAUUUUUCCCCUGCCCCGUGGGAAAAUUGAUUAGAAUAGAGAAGAAUAUUAGAAUAUUUAUUAUUAAUUACAAAAAUUAUUUGCAUUUCUGAUUUUCCCCUUUUUAUUAUUAUUUGAUGAAAGCACAGAAGCUUUGUUAAGAGCACCCCAAAAGUGCACUUAAAAAUACGAAAAUUGAGAAAAUAUGUGUGCGCGUUGAGCUUUGAAAUCUGAAAAAAAUGUUUGGCGGGCAGUGCGGCUCGAACCCUACACCUUUUGAUUAGAAAAAUUCGGAAAAAAGCUUCGCAGGCACUAGGAAUCGAUCCCCCGACCUUAUGACUAGAAAAAUUCAAAAUUCCAAUUUUUCAUUAAAACACUUGAGUGGUCCCAUUUCUCUAUCUCUCUCACUUCCCCAUACUCUCUAACUUCUCUCUGAUUUCUCUCGCCGUCUCUUCUCUCUCACACAUUUUCCAUAUUUGCUCAUAUACUAAAAACACCACACAGAAAUACAAAUACAAAUACAAAUAUUCCAUCGAAGCUUCUCUUUUUUUUUUUGCGAAGACUGUCUCGUUUCUCUGCCGCACUCAGGGGUGGGGAAAAUGUCAUGGCCUCAUGUUGUCCUGUCCUUGAAUAUGGCCUAAACUUGUCCUGGCUCGAACAUGGCUUGAACAUGUCCUAAAGCCAUAUGCCCAACCUGUCCUCGCGUGAACAAAAAUUAACAGAGCAAUUUUUUUUUCUGCAUAAAAAAAAAUAAAAAUGCGAUCUCUUCUUUUUUCGGCGUGUUUUUUCUUGACUAAAAAAAGAACCUGUCCAGGACAGGACAGGUAGCCAGGUUUACACGUGGACCUGUCAUGGCUUAUGUUCUUACCACCAAAGCCAACAUGAGGACAACGUGAGGCCAGUUUCCCCACCCCUGGCCGCACUCUCUUCUCCGUUUUGAUCUCUCGUCGCCUGAGAACUGAACAAAUAAAGAGACCGAUUCCCCCCUUUUUACCAUUAGCUCAAGACGAACUCUUUUUUUUUCCCGAUAUUUUUUUCGGUUUUCGCCAAGAAAUCUGAAAUUUUCAGAAAAUUUUGAUCCCGGGGCUCAUUUUUAACGUAAAAUCUGAUAAUUUUAAGGUUUUUAUACCCCAGGGUCAUUUUUUCUAUAGAAUUUUGUGUUUUUCUGGGUUUUAAAGAUACAGGACUUGAUUUUUGAUGAAAAAUAUGAAAUUUUCAGAAAAUUUUGACCCUGGAGCUCAUUUUUAACGUAAAAUCUGAUAAUUUUAAGGUUUUUAUACCUUAGGGUCAUUUUUCCUAUAGAAUUUUGUGUUUUUCUAGGUCCUGACACGAUUUUCUAGGUUUUAAAGGUGCAGGAUUUGAUUUUUGAUGAAAAAUCUGAAAUUUUCAGAAAAUUUUGAUCCCGGGGCUCAUUUUUAACGCAAAAUCUGAUAAUUUUAGGGUUUUUAUACCCUAGGGUAAGUUUCCUUCAGAAUUUUGUGUUUUUCUGGGUCCUGACACGAUUUUCUGGGUUUUAAAGGCGCAGGAUAUGAUUUUCGAGAGAAAAUCCAAAAUUUUCAUCCCGAGGCUCAUUUUUCAUUGAAAAUCUGAUUAUUUCAAGGUUUUAUACCCUAGGAAAAUUUUUCCUUCAGAAUUUUGUGUUUUCUUGGGUCCUGACACGAUUUUCUGGGUUUCAAAGGUGCAGGAUUUGAUUUUUGAUGAAAGAUUUGAAAUUUUCAGAAAAUUUUGACCCCGGGGCUCAUUUUUAACGUAAAAAUCACGAUUUUUCGAGUUUCUGGUAGUACUGUAGAUUAAAAGUCGUGUUGAGACCUGAUUGAAUUUUCCAAGUUUUUCUGCUUUUUUUCGAAGUACAAUAGCACAAAAAUCAUCCAAUUUUCACUAAAAAAUUUGAAAAUCCCCCGAUUUUUUCUCAAAAAUGUUAGCCCAUUAAUUUUCUUGCCGCUCCAUAAUUUUUCCAGACACAAAAAAAUCAAUUAAAUUUUUUUUUGUAGUCUUCUUCUCCUUUUUUGCCCUAUACAAUUUCCGACUCGAAAAUUUAUUACUUUUCACUUUUUUUCUUGAUUCGCUCGAGGAAAUGGAGGAUUUUGGAUGGGAUUCUUGGGAGGAUUCAAUUUUCUAAAAAAAACGUGUCAAUCAAACCUCUACUGGCGCAUUUCUAGUGUCAAGACCCCGAAAUUUUGGUGCCACCAAAAAUCCCAAAUUUUUUUUUCGUAAAACCUUGGUGCCCCCCAAAAUUUGUGUGUGUGUGUGUUGAUAAUUUAAUUAUCUCCCAGCUCCGCACUGCUCAAAUUUUCCAAACAUGUUUUUUUUUUCUUCGCGGCCUCUUCUUCUUCUUAUUUAUUUGUAUUUCUUUCGUUUUCGCCGAUCGUGCUCCGCGAGCACAGAUUUUUGAGCAGCAUCGAAAACACGAGUUUUUUUUGCUGUACACAAUAAUAUGUGGGUGGUCUUCUCGAAAAAUGCUCUUUUUUGACACCAAAAAUGCGCCAGCUAGGAAUUUGCUGACGCAUUUUUUGUACAAAAAUUAGAUCAAAUCAAUAAGAAACCCGAUCCCUAGUGGAUUUUUCCGACUUUUUCCCCCCAAAAACUUUUUUGUUGCUCAUUUUCUCCUAAUUUCUGGCCGAUUUUUGUCUUUUUGCCAUGCUUUUAUCCAAUUAGUCACUAAUUUUGGGCGGGGAAAAAGUUUUUGGGAAUUUUUCAUUCUAGGUUUUUUGUGUAGUUCUCUCGGAGGAGGAUGUUUUUUGUAACCUGAUAUUCCUUUUUUUUGAUAAAAAAUCCAACCUGUUUUGCACCAUCUGUUGAAAUACUGUGCAAAUAUAUGAUCCCAAACACCAUUUUUAAUAAAAUUACCAAAAAAAUGCGUCAGUAUACGAUUUGCUGGCGUCUUUUUUGUAGGUUUUUUUCCUCCAGAAAAAAAAUUAUUUGAAGAUGAAUUUAUAUUUUUUUUUGGAGAGGCUCUUUCCCCCAGAAAAAAGUAUUAAAUUUCACAUUUUCCUUCCUUUCCUCUCAUUUUAUUAAAGUGGGCUUUCCGCUGAAAUUUGAUAGGGGUUUUGGGAUAAAUUCUAGAAAAUUUGGAGCAUUUUGAGACCGAACUUGCUCAUGUUUCGGCUCGAAAUGCUCCAAAUUUCACGUGGAUUCUGAAACUUUUAAAAAUUCUAGAAAAUUUGGAGCAUUUUGAUACCAAACUUGCUCAUGUUUCGGCUCGAAUGCUCCAAAUUCCACGUGGAUUCUGAAACUUUCAAAAAUUCUACAAAAUUUGGAGCAUUUUGAUACCGAACUUGCUCAUGUUUCGGCUCGAAAUGCUCCAAAUUCCACGUGGAUUCUGAAAUUUUCAAAAAUUCUAGAAAAUUUGAAGCAUUUUGAGACCGAACUUGCUCAUGUUUCGGCUCAAAAUGCUCCAAAUUCCACGUGGAUUCUGAAUCUUUCAAAAAUUCUAGAAAAUUUGGAGCAUUUUGAUACCAAACUUGCUUAUGUUUAGGCUCAAAAUGCUCCAAAUUCCACGUGGAUUUCAGAAAUCUCAUUUCCAGCUCGAAAUUUGAAGCAUUUUGAGACCAAACUUGCUCAUGUUUCGGCUCAAAAUGCUCCAAAUUCCACGUGGAUUUCAGAAACUUUCAAAAAUUCUACAAAAUUUGGAGCAUUUUGAGACCGAACUUGCUCAUGUUUCGGCUCAAAAUGCUCCAAAUUCCACGUGGAUUUCAAAAAUUCUACAAAAUUUGGAGCAUUUUGAUACCAAACUUGCUCAUGUUUCGGCUCAAAAUGCUCCAAAUUCCACGUGGAUUUCAAAAAUUCUACAAAAUUUGGAGCAUUUUGAUACCAAACUUGCUCAUGUUUAGGCUCAAAAUGCUCCAAAUUCCACGUGGAUUCUGAAAAUUUCAAAAAUUCUAGAAAAUUUGGAGCAUUUUGAUACCAAACUUGCUCAUGUUUCGGCUCAAAAUGCUCCAAAUUCCACGUGGAUUUCAAAAUGUCAUAAAUCCACGUGGCAUGCUCUGAAAUUAAAAAAAAUUCUGUAUUCUUUCUUUCUUCUGUCUCUCAUUUUCUUGUUCCCGACCGCCGCCAAAAAAAUCGAUAAAACUCUGUGCUAUCAGGUUACAAAAACGCCUAUUUAUUUAUUUUGCUGUGUACUUUUCUCCCCCCGACAUUUUUUACUCAAAAAAAAAAAAAAAAAAAUUUGGUGCGAAAAGCGCCAAAACAAAGGGUUUGACUUAUUAGUUAUUCUUUUUUUUGGGAAAAUUUUUGUGAAAAAAGUGCACAUUUUCUAUGGUUACCAAAAUUUUCUCGAUGUUUUUAUGUACAUUUAUGUACAUAUUGUGGGCCUUUUCUUUGCCUAUGUGUCAUAGUUUUUCUCUUUUUUCUGGGCACAUUGAUAAGAAAUGAAAUCUAUAAGGUAUUAUAUCACAUUUAUUUUCGAUAAGAACCCUUUUUGGCACUUUUUUAAUCGAAAAAAUUGAAAUUUUUGGAUAAUUUUGGCCUGGAAAAUCCACGUGGCAAAAUUGGGAAUAUUUUGAUCUCUGACUGUCUGUUUUCUCUGCGUCUCUAACCUGGGCACACCUUUUUUAAGCUGGAAAAAAUCCACGUGGCUUUGAAUUUUGUUAGGAUUCAGAAUUUUUUAAUUUGAAAAAAAAAACAUUUUUUUCAUAUAGAGCCCCAGUUUUCAGCUUCAAAUUUUUUUUUGGCUCAAAAAUCCACGUGGCAAAAAAUCUCUCUCUCUCUCUCUCUCUCUCUCUCUCUCUCACUUUCCCAUGCUCUCUAGCCACCUGAUUUCUCUGCGUCUCUACCCCUCUCGCUCUCUCACUCUCUGCUCCUAAAAAUGAUACAUAAAGAUAAUAAUAAGUGUCAAAAAAAAGUUAAUGGCUCUUUCUUCUUGACUAUUUUACUGUACUGAUAAGGAAAAUCGAUAUUUUUAUAUGGUUUUUAGGCACAAGAAAACCUUAACGCUCUUAAAAUCCCUCCUGUUGUUUUCUAGAGCACAAUGGACCCGACAGCCAUGUAUCCUGGCUAUCUCCAACAAUACGCCGCCACAUCAUCAACCGCCUCAGCAAGUCGACAGGAAUAUCCGCAAGCCGACCCGAGUUCCUCUAACUCACCGGCUCCCACAGUAUCGCCGGGCUCAGCAAAUCCAGUGUUAACUAUUCGACUAUUGAUGCAAGGCAAAGAAGUUGGAAGUAUCAUUGGGAAGAAAGGAGAUCAGAUCAAAAAGAUCCGGGAGGAAUCUGGAGCGAAAAUCAAUAUAUCAGAUGGAAGUUGUCCGGAACGAAUUGUGACAAUUACCGGAACUCUAAAUGUUAUCGGAAAAGCGUUUACGAUGGUUUGCAACAAAUUCGAGGAUGACAUGAUGAAUGCGAUACCGAAACCGCCGAUUACGAUGCGAUUGAUUGUGCCGGCGACGCAGUGUGGAAGUCUGAUUGGCAAGGGUGGCAGUAAGAUCAAGGAUAUUCGAGAGGUGAGGGUUUUCGAAGGGGUUAGAACUUUUGUUGAGCAAACUUUUUCACUAAAAACGUCGAAAAGGGGUUAAUUAAUUAGGAUUUAAUCAAAAUUUUAAUUAAAAAUUGUGUCAAAAUUCACGAUAAGUGAUUUUUUCAACGAUUUUUUGAGGCGUAGAAGGGGUUUUACGACGAAAGCCCGUAAAACUUUAAAAAAACCGGUGAACGUAAAAAUUCCCAAAAAUUUCAAAAUUUUUGAGCUAUUUCGGUUGAUUUUCAAAAUGUUGUAAGUAUAAAGCAUGAAAAUCAAGCCUGAAGCCUGAAUUUUUGAACUGAAAAUCCACGUGGCGGGCUUUUCUGGUUAUAGGGCCAUUUUAGGCUAUCUAGACUAUACUAUUUUUUUGUGACUUAUAAGCCUAGAAUAUGCCUGAAGCAUGAAAAUUAAGCCUAUAAUUAAUCUAUUAACUGAAAACUCUUCCAGGCAACCGGUGCAUCGAUCCAAGUGGCCUCAGAAAUGCUCCCACACUCAACCGAACGUGCCGUAACACUCAGCGGAACUGCCGACGCCAUCAAACUAUGUAUGGUGCAAGUGUGUCAAAUCCUGCUCGAAGCGCCGCCAAAAGGAUCGACCAUCUCGUUCCGACCGAAACCCACGUUCAAUCCGCUGGUCAUCGCCUCGUCGGCCGCCUCGAUUGCCGCACAACAACAACAAGCGCAAGCGCAACAACAGAUUGCCGCGUUGGUUGGCGGAGGACAGGUGAGAAUUGCGGGCAGACCGGGUAUGGGUUGAGACGAAAAUUUUUGCGAUUUUUUGACACCAAACAUACCUAGGGACGAAAUUCGGAGGGAGGGGGCUUAACUUUUGAAAAUUUUGGGGUUUUUAUGCUUUUUGGGAUAAAAAAUCAGCAAAAAAUGGGUUAGGGGGGGGGUUAACUUUUCGAAAAUUUCCCCUGGAAGGGGGGUUAAAGGCAGUUAGACAAUUAUUCCGGUUUUCCUCAAAGCUUAGUGUCAAAAAUAGUUUUUUAUGAAACGAACCAGUGAAAAAAUUCCGAAAUCAUGAAAGUUUAUACGAGCUGAGAAAAUCUUGUGUUUUCAAAAUUUCAAAUUGCCCCCCACGUCCAGCGGAUUUGUGUGUGUGUAAACACCGCGACGAAUUUUUGCACAGGAUGAUUUGAAGUUUCAUAUUUUCACAAUAUGUCAUCCCUAUCUUUUGUUUGGUUCAAGUUUAACCCGGUUAAAGUCAGAGGCUUCGUGGGUAGUCUCCGUCAACCGGAAUAGCUGUCUGACCGCCUUUAACUCAAGGGUCCCCGCAGCGACUAGUCCAUGUAUGCCUAGGUAUGAUUUCCCAUCCCAAAAAACCCUGAAUUUAAUUCCAGGUUCAACAACAUUUGGCACUUCUCCAACAGCAACAAAUGGCACAAGAGGUAAUUCAAAAUUUUCAAACGAAAUAUUUUUUUUACUGAUCGAUUUUCUCCAUUUAUCCAACCUGGCAUGUCUCACCUGCCCACCUUUGGAACCACCUUUUUUUGCUUUCGCAUCAAGAAAUUUCCUCUGCACGUUUUUUGACACCAAAUCGUAUUCGGUGUCAAAAAACGUUGCAAAAUCCAAAAAUGAAAUCUAUAGAUUUUUCAGUUUCCCCCCCCCUCCCGACCCAAAAAUCCGGUCUCACCCAUCGUUUUUUCUCUCGUUUUCAGCUUGCUGCCCGUGCGGCACUUUACACCCAACACCAGCAACAACUCGGACUAAUUCACACGGGUUCCGCUGGGGCUUCCGCACCGUCUGCCGCUUCUGCCGCCGCAAGCUCAACCGCUCAAGGUUUGUUCUCUCUCUCUCUCUUUCUCUACCCACCCUCUCUAUUAUCUACACUAUCUCUCUCUCUUCUUUUAGCCACGCCCCCUUUUUAUUGAUUGAUUUUCUCCUUGGAAAAUGUUUUUGUUUUUGUGUGUUUUUCAGUGAACAAAAUCUUGAAAAAGCCCCCAAUUUUCAGUCAAAAUCCUUGAAUUCCAGAACUGUAUAUUGGUCAGAACGGUAUGAUUUACACGGCAGCCGCCGCAGCUCCGCAAACCGUUUUGACGGCCGACGGAAAAACGAUCGAUGCAAACACGUGGGCGAUUUAUGAGCAGCAACAACAACAGCAACAACAAUUGUUGAAUCAAUAUGCAUUAGGACAAAGGUACGCGCAUUUUUGCCUUUUUCGUGCGAAAAUCUCAAUUAAAAUGUGGUUUUUCUGCUAAUUUGCAUGAUUUUUUUGGCAUAUUUGGUGAAAUUUUCGCCCCAUCUCUCAAAUGUUCCCUAAUGUUGAUUGAUUUUCUUCCAGUAUGCUAAUGGGCACACCAUUCAUCAAAGGUGUCUCCUCAACUCCACCAUCUUCAGUUGGCGCAACUGCCGCAGCUCAAGGUGCAGCCGCCCAACAUCAUCAUCAUCAUCGCCAAUCACAAUCGCAACAACAAAAAUCGGCGUCCGGAGGAUCGGCGUCCUCAUCGGCCAGAUAUAAUCCAUACUAA
Messenger RNA from Caenorhabditis angaria, 8352 nucleotides. NCBI's taxonomy places the organism in Eukaryota, Metazoa, Nematoda, Chromadorea, Rhabditida, Rhabditidae. The record is from the annotation of a GenBank genome assembly.